Molecule: messenger RNA, 1182 nt
Organism: Thecamonas trahens ATCC 50062
Lineage: Eukaryota; Apusomonadida; Apusomonadidae
Product: tumor susceptibility 101
Exons: 2
Coding region: 28-1116 (362 amino acids)
Biological process (GO): protein transport; endosome to lysosome transport; protein modification process
Cellular component (GO): ESCRT I complex
Molecular function (GO): ubiquitin binding
Source: RefSeq, a predicted model, not a curated record
CCUGACUCCCCCACGACCGCCACCACCAUGUCCACCACCUUGGACGUCUGUCUCUCACAGGUCUUCUACCACUACCGCGACCGGACACGCGGGGAUGUACAGACAGUCAUGCGCACAUACCCGGGUCUUUCUCCCGAGGUAGCCACAUACACAUCCAACACUGGCGCAGAGGAGACACUGCUUGCACUGACGGGUACAAUUCCAAUCACAUACGCCGGAAACACGUACAACAUCCCGGUCAAGAUCUGGUUGCCGUCGGUCUAUCCGUCGGAGCGGCCAAUCGCGUUUGUUACUCCGACGACAACCAUGUACAUCAAGCCCGGGCAUGACCACGUGGACCUCUCGGGCCGGUGCUACCUGCCGUACUUGACGUCAUGGACAGGGACCAACUCGUCGCUCAUCGGUCUUGUGGCUGCCAUGUGCUCGGCGUUUUCGGCCUGCCCGCCGGUGGCCUCGGGCCCGCCACCGACCGCGACGCCGGUCAUGGCAUCGCCGCCGGCAUGGGGCGCGGCGCCGGGCUACACGACACAGUCGAGCUCGUCGACAAGAGCCGCGCCGGCGUACACCGACACAUCGCCGCCGGGCUACACACCAGCACAGGAUCCGGUUGUGAUGGUUCGCAAGCAGCUGGCUAAGGAGCUGACCGAAAAGACACAGGCCUCGCUCCGCGAGUUCUUCCCGCAAGCCACCGCCGAGGUUGACUCGCUGUACGAGAUCCAGCGGAAGCGAACCCGCGAGGCCGCCAUGUACAAGCACGAAACCGCCAGGUUUGAGAGUGAGCGCGACCACCUGGCGGCGGAGCAGGAGCAGCUGAUGGUCGAGUCCGCAAAGAUUGAGUCGUGGGUCGAGGCCAACCAACGCGACGACCGCGACGUUGACAUCGACGAGAUGACCAAGCCCAAGGGAGUCCUCAACCGCCAGCUCCUUGACGCCAUGGCCAAGGAUCGCGCCAUUGACGACCUCUUGUACGCGCUCUCGCGCGCGCUCAAUGACGGUGUCAUUCUCCUCGCCGUCUACCUCAAGCAGGUCCGCAAGCUCUCCCGUGACCAGUUCCUCGCCCGUGCUCUUGCCGAGCGCAUCAAGGCCAAGAUCAACACCGGCAUCUACCAUGCCUAGCUCACCAUCCCCUCCUUGCGCACUACAUGUGCUUCCCAUGUAAAAGCAGUGCAAUUCCGAGCAACA